This is a messenger RNA of Sciurus carolinensis (gray squirrel), 4238 nucleotides long. RefSeq names its product potassium voltage-gated channel modifier subfamily S member 1 (gene Kcns1). The transcript is spliced from 4 exons. The coding region runs from base 293 to 1786 and encodes 497 amino acids. Lineage: Eukaryota; Metazoa; Chordata; Mammalia; Rodentia; Sciuridae. Gene Ontology annotation, biological process: protein homooligomerization; potassium ion transmembrane transport; regulation of delayed rectifier potassium channel activity. Gene Ontology annotation, molecular function: delayed rectifier potassium channel activity; protein binding. Gene Ontology annotation, cellular component: membrane; voltage-gated potassium channel complex. The record is from RefSeq and is a predicted model, not a curated record.
CUGCAGCGCGGCGCGCAGGGCCGCUGGGGCGAGACAGCCCAGGCGCGGCCAGCGACUCCCCAGCCUUGCGCCUUUGGGGACAGACGCUUCAGGCUCCCGCGAGUGGCCGCGGCAGGUGCAAGCAUCACUACGCCUACUUGCGGAGAAGGAAAGCGAGGUUCAGCGUGCUGGUGGGUCCAGGAUCUCACUGCAGACCUCUGAUUUGUCCGGGACAAGGAGACAUCCACGUGAGCGCCUGCCAUCCCGCCACAUCGGCGCUUUCAUAAUCCUUCAAGGGCGACCCGCGGUAGCCAUGGUGAGCGAAUCCUCGGGGCCAGGCGCUGGGGUCCCCUGGCGGAGAAGCGACGAGGCUCUGCGCGUGAACGUGGGCGGCGUGCGGCGGCUGCUGAGCGCGCGCGCCCUGGCGCGCUUCCCGGGCACGCGGCUGGGCCGCCUGCAGGCCGCGGCGUCGGAGGAGCAGGCGCGGCGCUUGUGCGACGACUACGACGCGGCGGCGCGCGAGUUCUACUUCGACCGGCACCCGGGCUUCUUCCUGGGCCUGCUGCACUUCUACCGCACCGGCCGCCUGCACGUGCUCGACGAGCUGUGCGUCUUCGCCUUCGGCCAGGAGGCCGACUACUGGGGCCUGGGCGAGAGCGCGCUGGCCACGUGCUGCCGCGCGCGCUACCUGGAGCGGCGCGUGGCGCGGCCGCGCGCCUGGGAUGAGGACAGCGACACGCCGAGCAGCGUGGACCCGUGCCCCGACGAGAUCUCGGACGUGCAGCGCGAGCUGGCGCGCUAUGGCGCGGCGCGCUGCGGUCGCCUGCGCCGCCGCCUCUGGCUCACCAUGGAGAACCCGGGCUACUCGCUGCCCAGCAAGCUUUUCAGCUGCGUCUCCAUCGGCGUGGUGCUGGCCUCCAUCGCCGCCAUGUGCAUCCACAGCCUGCCAGAGUACCAGGCCCGCGAGGCGGCGGCCGCCGUGGCUGCGGUGGCUGCGGGCCGCAGCGCGGAAGACGUGCGCGACGACCCGGUGUUGCGACGCCUGGAGUACUUCUGCAUCGCCUGGUUCAGCUUCGAGGUGUCGUCACGCCUCCUGCUGGCGCCCAGCACGCGCAACUUCUUCUGCCACCCGCUCAACCUCAUAGACAUCGUGUCGGUGCUGCCCUUCUAUCUCACGCUGCUGGCCGGCGCCGCUCUCGGUGACCGCGGCGGCGCGGGCGGCGAGGAGCUCGGCGACCUGGGCAAGGUGGUGCAGGUUUUCCGCCUCAUGCGCAUCUUCCGGGUACUGAAAUUGGCGCGCCACUCCACCGGGCUGCGUUCCCUGGGCGCCACGCUCAAGCACAGCUACCGCGAGGUGGGCAUCUUACUGCUGUACCUGGCCGUCGGGGUGUCAGUGUUCUCCGGUGUGGCCUACACAGCCGAGGAGGAGAACGUGGGCUUUGACACCAUCCCCGCCUGCUGGUGGUGGGGCACAGUGAGCAUGACCACCGUGGGCUACGGGGACGUGGUGCCGGUGACGGUGGCUGGCAAGCUGGCCGCCUCAGGCUGCAUCCUGGGUGGCAUCCUGGUGGUGGCGCUCCCUAUCACCAUCAUCUUCAACAAGUUCUCCCACUUCUACCGGCGGCAGAAGGCUCUGGAGGCGGCUGUCCGCAACAGCGGCCACCGAGAGUUUGAGGACUUGCUGAGCAGCGUCGACGGGGUGUCGGAGGCAUCUCUGGAGACGUCCCGAGAGACCUCUCAGGAGGGACGGUCCACAGACCUGGAGAUGCAGGCCCCCCGUGAGCCUCUGAACUCUCAGAGUUAUUAAAACCAGGGCUCUGCACCCCUCCCCCAGCCCCCAGGUCAGCGGAAACAGCAGCUUGUUCCCUGUGCAGGUUCUUCGUGAGCCUCUUGGGACCAGCCGCCUGAGAGACGGAACCCAGGCUGCAUCCCUCCCUCCAAAGGUCCAGGCCAGCACAGUGCUACCUAGAUGCUGUGAGCCCACAGAGCCACUUGGACACCUUUCUUAACCAGCCUCCCCAGCCACGAAGCAGGCAUGAGCCACAGGAUGAAGUGGAAGGAUGCUGACGUUCGGAGCACCUCCUGUGUCGGCCGUAUUUGUCCCCAUGGUGUGAGAUGAGCACUGCCCCCACUUCACAGAUUAGGAGACUGAGGCCUUGAGGAGCAAAGACUCAUCCAGGUGUGGCGGAGUCAGUCCGUGUUUGUGGUCUGCCCGGACAACCUUUCAUCCACUCUCUUCUGCUCUCAGUUUGAUGUGACGUUAGGGGGUCUGUGGUUCCCAGAAUUCAUCCACAGGAGAGAGUCCUCUGUUAGUGAGGGACAGGAACAGAUGGGAUUUGGACGUCGGAGCCCUGGACCUCAGCUGUGGUUCUUUCCUGGGAGCUGUGAGGAUUAGCUCUUAAAUAUGAGUCCUGGGGAGGGGACAGGAACGGCCUCCUAAGCCCAGGUGGGACUGCUGGCAGUACUCUCCCACGCUUCUUCCCAGGGCUGACCGAGAGCAGAUCUGAAGGGGCUCUGCAUCCCAGAGGGAGAGGGAAGCUGAACGGAGCAGAGGAGGCAUGGACUUAAAGCCAGCUCAGCUCUGAAGUGUUGGUGGCAGGGCUACCAUGCAUGUCCCAUUCCGACUGUGGCAGUUCCCUACCCACCACACAGACCUCCAGCCCUACCUCGAGAAGUCAUUGGGUAAAGACUUGAGACCCCUGUCCCUUUUGGCCAGCUCUGGCCCUGUCUUCCUUGGUAGGGGUGGAUCUUUCAUACCCCCAGCCGAAUCCUCCCGGCACCUGUGGAGUUGUCCUCCUGGCCCUUCAUGUCCUCUGGCUAGAGCGCCAUCACUGUGCCCUCAUGACCACACUGAGCCACGAGAUGGGAGGAUUGUUGGGCUGAACCCCAGGCUUGGGGCAGAGCAGGUGUUUGGUACAUGCUGACCAGAUUGACCAGUUCCUAUAGCCUCUGGAUGCCAAGCAUUGAGCCUGGAGAAAAAAUAGCCAGAGAGGGAGGAAUCUUGGACGCCCUUGAAAGAGUGUGUGAAUAAGACCAAAACGGAGGCUGUUCAACUCUGCUUCCCCUGGCCCUGCUUGAUUUUUGAAGUUUUAAUUUUUAUUUAUUUUUCUGUGGUACAAGGGACUGAAUCUAGGAUGUCACACAUGCUAGGCAAGUGCUCUAGCACUGAGCAAUGUCCCUAGUCCCUUUUAUAUUUUAAGACAGAGUCUCUAUAAAUGGCUGAGGCUGGCCUCUAACUUGUGAUCUUCCUGCCUCAGCCUCUUGAGUAGCUGGGACUACAGAUGUGCGCACCAUGCCUGGUUUUCUUAGAAUGACUUCCUUGUAGGUUCAUCACUCACUCAUUCAACAGAUCUUUAUAGGAAGAGUCAUGAGCUGGGGCUUUACAUGUGGCCUAUGGACAUAGUUUGUUCAGCAAUAAUUUAUUAUAAAAAUUAAAAUGCCUUUGGGUGAUGCAUGCACUCUCUAGUUCCCCAUAGCAUCUCCCCCACCACUGUGCCCCCACAUAUAGACACACAUUACCACUAGCGAUGUCACAUCCAGAGUAACAUUUACUUUACCCACCUGACCCCUGAUUUAUUGACUGCAGUUCAAGAGAUAUAAUGAUGGGCAAAACAGAUGUCCCUGUACUCAGGAAGCUACUCAUGCUAGUGGGAAGACAGACUAAUGCAGCAAUCACAAGUGCACAUGGUAGUGAGCUCUGCUAACUGCAGAUGGGUGGGGCCAUUACCUGAGAUCAGCCAAAGCCUCCCCAGCAGGUGGUGAUCCAGCUGUGAUCCAACCCUCUUGAGGGUAAAUAGCUAAAUGGCAAAGGGGACUCUGGGGAGGAGUGUUCCCAGCCUUGGCAGGGUGGUGCAUGAGGGCUUGUGUCUUACACGGGGCCUAGUACAUAGCAGGCCCCCAGCAGACUCGAUCCUCGGUCUCUAGAUUGGAGCAGGGCAGAAGCUAGGCCAGGGGGCCUCUCAGGAACUCCCCACGCAGGAGACCCUGUACACUUGCCUCAGUGUCUGGGCCCAGCCAUGCCCCACUGGAAAGGACCUCAGCUGCAUGUCCCACUCCUGUGGUCUUGCCUAGCACCCCAAGAAGCCAGAUGGCUUCCAGAUUUUCUCACCCCCCACACAAGUCCCUAAAGAUGGUGUGGCAAUAAUCAGGGGAUCAUCAUCCUGUCCAAGUCCACCACGAGGUCGUGUGUUCCUGAGAGAAACGCGGCGGCAGCAGCACCAACAGCAAGCCACUCCACUGUGUCAGUGAAAACCAUUAUG